Molecule: messenger RNA, 1251 nt
Organism: Dendroctonus ponderosae (mountain pine beetle)
Lineage: Eukaryota; Metazoa; Arthropoda; Insecta; Coleoptera; Curculionidae
Exons: 2
Coding region: 261-1010 (249 amino acids)
Molecular function (GO): DNA binding
Source: RefSeq, a predicted model, not a curated record
AGCCGGUUCCACGCUGGCGCAUCCGUUCUGUGCUGGUGCGAACAAACUACUUUUUCGGUUUUAUCAGACGGUUCCAGACAUAACAGGCUUAAUUCUCGUAACCUUACACCUGCAUGACUGCCAAACACGCAUUUUUGCUUGAAAGCUUUCUGUUAUCGACGAUUAUUUAAUGUUAUUGUGGUUGUGGAACGUAUAAUGUGCGGUUAGUUGGAACUUGAAACGUUUAGUGAUAUUAUUUGAACGUAAAGUUGUCGCAUUUGAUGAGCUUGUUUAAGAUCGUUGUUAGUAUGGAGAAAAGUAGGGGGAUCAAGAGAAGCUUUUUGUGGAAUUAUUUCACGGUAAAAGACGCGGAGCAAAAACUUUGCAAGUGCGAUCUUUGCAAGCAAAUAUUAUGCUACAAGUCCACAAUCACUAAUUUAAAAAAGCACAUGGUCCGAAGACAUCCGACUAUAAACUUAAAGGCACAUUUGACGAAUACUAACAGAGAAUCUGAAAGUGAAUCUGAGCUCAAUCAUGUUCCAACCACAUCAGAACCUACAUAUUCUAUUGUUCCGAUGUCGUUCAAGACUGACAGUUUUGAGGAACCAGACCAAAUUGAAUCCAAGGACAAACAAUCAAAUAUCGAGAUUGAAUAUCAAUCUGAGCGUGAUGAUCCUCUAGAAUAUACGCAGCCACCUAUCGACGAGCUUCUGUCGACUUCCUCGAAUGACGCGCCUGUGUUCCGAAAAACCAAUUUUCGAAAAUUGGCUCCAAAGGUCAUAUCCCCUGGGGAAAAAAUAAUUAAAAAUAGAAAAAAGGGAAGCACCGAUAGUGCUGUAGAACAGGCUCGGGAUACUGCUGUGAGGGUAGGAGACAAAUGCAAUAAAGAUGCCGCCAAUGAAGUUGACUGUUUUGGCAAGUUAGUGGCUUGUAAGUUAAAAAAGCUUCCGGAAUCAGUGGCUUUGGAAUCGAUGGCGUACAUUCAUUCCUACCUUGUAAAGCAACAGUUGAAGCAAAUGCCCAGCCAAUAAGAGUUCCGGCGCAAAACACAUGACCCAUAGGAUUAAUUUUCAUAUUCUUCAGAACAUCAAUUUCCAUCUUCUUUCAACCCCAAAAUCAAACAUUCCUAACUGUGCCCAUAAUGUUAAUGUGCAUCGCGACCCUGAACCAGAGAAAGGUUUACUUUCUCAGUCAAUUACUGCUGCACUUUAUGCUGAAAUGUUAAGGAAUGUUCUUAGUUAGUAGGGUUUGAAAUAUACUCUAUUUUAACGA